Mya arenaria is the source of this 2676-nucleotide messenger RNA. RefSeq names its product RNA polymerase-associated protein LEO1-like. Gene Ontology annotation, molecular function: RNA polymerase II C-terminal domain phosphoserine binding. The record is from RefSeq and is a predicted model, not a curated record. Gene Ontology annotation, cellular component: nucleus; Cdc73/Paf1 complex. Lineage: Eukaryota; Metazoa; Mollusca; Bivalvia; Myida; Myidae. Gene Ontology annotation, biological process: transcription elongation by RNA polymerase II; positive regulation of transcription elongation by RNA polymerase II. The transcript has 15 exons. Bases 17 to 2128 code for a protein of 703 amino acids.
GCUACCAACGCCAAACAUGGCGGAAGAAGGAACGAAAAAAAGUUUGUUUGGCGAUAGCGAUGCAGAAAGUGGAGGCGGAAGCCCAGUGCAGAGAAGUAGGUCAGGUAGUCCAGCAAGUAGGGAAGGCAGCCCAAUGGAAACGGGCUCACCGGCUCACAGCAAUGCUUCAGGAUCACCAGUGAACAGUCGAUCUCCCAGUCCAAACCACAGUGAUAGAUCCAGAUCACAUUCAAGGGAAGGUUCUGCCAGUCCAGCUAGGUUGGGGUCACCAGGGAGUGAACACUCUGCCCAUUCGCCUGCCCACAGUAGCAGAGGCUCACCAAGCCCAGCUGGCAGUAGAGGGUCAAGUCCUGCAGGAAGUCCGGCAGGUUCAGUGAGCCCUACUCGCAGUAACAGAAGUGGUUCUGGUAGCCCAGCAAGAAGUCAUCGGAGCGGGUCAGGAAGCCCAGCAAGGAGUGCUCAUAGUGGGUCAGGAAGCCCUCCGGGAUCAAGGGCGGGCUCUGCCAGCCCGGCUAGAAGUUACAGAAGCGGUUCGGGCAGUCCACAACGAAGUGGUUCUGGAAGCCCACCCGGGUCUGCUAGUCCUGCCCGUAGUGGCCGCAGUGGUUCUGGAAGUCCUAUAAGGAGUAGGUCAGGCUCUCCAGUCAGAAGUAGGUCGGGGUCUCCUGCAGGGAGCAGAGAGGGGUCUGCAAGCCCUGCCAGAAGUGCAAAAAGCGGGUCCGGGUCACCAGCAAGAGACAGAAGUAGGUCAGGCAGUCCCGCACAUAGCCAUAGGAGCAGAAGCAGGAGUGGAUCAAGAAGUCCUACCAAAGGGAGUGGGUCCGAUUCUGAUGGUUCUGUGAUAGGCAGGAAGAAGAAGAAGAUUGUAGAUAGCGAAGAUGACGGGCUGUCAGAUAUGGAGACAGGAAAUGUACAAGCCACUGUGGAUGAGCUGUUUGGAGAUGCAGACGACAUAAGUUCAGACGAGGAGGAUAAGGCGAAGGCUGGUUCAGACGACGAUGUGAGAAGGGGUUCAGAUGAUGAGGAGGGGAAAACAAAGCGUCCAGUGAUCGCAGGUUCAGACGAGGAACAAGAGCCUGAGGAGCCAGUGGAGACAAGGAUCGAGGUGGAGAUACCGCGUAUAAAGACUGACCUGGGAAGGGCGGUGCACUACGUGAAAUUGCCAAACUUUCUCAGUGUUGAUACCAGACCGUUUGAUUUGGCCACAUAUGAAGAUGAAAUUGAUGAAGAUGACGUUUUAGACGAGGAAGGACGCACAAGAAUGAAAUUGAAGGUGGAGAACACGAUCAGAUGGCGAACACUGAAAGAUGAGGAAGGGAAUGAUCUCAAGGAUGAAAUGGGUCGACCUGUGCGUGAGAGUAAUGCUCGAUGUGUUAGGUGGUCAGAUGGAAGCAUGUCUCUGCACCUUGGAGAUGAAAUAUUCGACAUCCAUACUAUGCCCAUACAAGGGGACUUCAACCAUCUCUUUGUACGACAGGGAACCGGUCUACAGGGACAGUCCAUCUUCAAGACCAAACUCUCAUUCAGACCCCACUCCACAGAGUCGUUCACUCACAGAAAGAUGACACUGUCGCUGGCCGACAGAUCUACGAAGAAACAGAAAGUAAAGAUUCUGCCUAUAUCAGGCCAUGAUCCUGAGUCACAGCGGUCAGAGAUGAUCAAGAAAGAGGAGGAGCGUCUGCGUGCAUCUAUGAAGCGUGAGAGCCAGAAACGGCGUGUGCGGGAGCGUGCACAUGGGAAGGGGCUUAGCGGGGGCUACCUGGAGGGCUAUGAGGAUGAUGAGGAUGAGGAAGGCAUCUCUAUAUCAGCCAUCAAAAACAAGUACAAACCUGGCAGGAGGGGAGGAGGGAAAGAAAGGCCAAACAUCUAUUCAUCAGACAGCGAGGAGGGUGGAUUUGACUCGGAUAAGGAAGACCUGGGUGCCAAGAGGCUAAUGAAGGCCAAGAAAGUCAUCAGCGAUGAUGAGGACUCCGAUGCCGACACAGGGCCGAAGAAAAAGCGAGCGAGGAUGGUUGAAAGUUCUGAUGAAGAGGCGGGAGGGGCCGGGAGUGACCAUGGCAGUGGAAAGGAGAUGGACACUGGGGGAGGAGCCAGCCCCGCCAAGGGAGCUGUCUCAGACUCUGAUUGACACUCUGUCAGGGAUAAGAGGGGUUUAUGUAUUUUGAUGAUAUUGAAGAGACAGUGGUUCCGAAACUUCAGCACUUACAGAAGGAGACAUCACAUGUGUAAAAAUAUUGUCCUAUCUUAUAAGUGGCUUGCCGGAUGUUAAUAAAAUGCUGGUGGACCUCAGCUUCACUGAAAAAGAAAUCUGAAAUAAAUUUCAGUAUAAAACAACAUAUGAUAGUGUCAGAAUGUAGAGCAGCAUUAUUUCUGGAAUAACUGGUAUCAGACUGUUGCUUUAUAGUACAACUUGUGUACUGGUACAGAUGCACCUGUUGCUUGUGAAUAAUUUCUAGGGAUUGUAAGUUCAUUUUUUUAAAGCAAAUGUCUUGUUUGACUAUGAAACAUUUCUAUGUUUAUUUAAAAUAUGUCAAAAAAAAUGCACAUAUGUGCCACAUUGUCAAAGUAUUGUUAUAUUUGUAAGCAUACUCCAAUUUUUUAGUACCACUAACUUCCUUUAAAUAAUUGCAAAAUAAUAAAGAUCACUUUUGUAUGUGUAGAUGACAGUUUACAAAC